GGGCUUGUUUCCGUGACGGACCGAUUACGGGUGCCGGGCUGGCUCUUGCGGAAGUGCAUGCGCCAUUGGCAGGGCCGGGCUGCUGCUCUGUGCCCUUGUUGUAGAGGGCUACUCCCUGGGUCAUUCCUGAAGCGGGAGCAGGGCUGAGGCUGACCAUAGGGCUCCCACUUCGCCGUCCCGGCGCCUGUGUGACCUUCCCGCUGGUGGGAUGUGGCGACUACGCGGAGCUGCCGUGGCCUGUGAGGUGUGCCAGUCCUUAGUGAAACAUAGCUCUGGAGCAAAAGGAAGUGUGUCACUACAGAAACUGCAUUUGGUUUCACGCAGUAUUUAUCAUUCACAUCAUCCUACCUUAAAGCUUCAAAGACCUCAAUUAAGGACAUCAUUUCAGCUGUUCUCUUCUUUUACUAACCAUCCUUUACAUAAAUUGAAGCUUUCUCCAAUUAAAUAUGGUUACCAGCCCCAUAGGAAUUUUUGGCCAGCAAGAUUGGCUGCAAGACUCUUAAAACUUCGAUAUAUUGUACUAGGAUCUGCUGUUGGAGGUGGCUAUACAGCCAAAAAGACCUUUGAUCAGUGGAAAGAUCUGAUACCUGACCUUAGUGACUAUAAAUGGAUUGUACCUGACAUUGUGUGGGAGAUUGAGGACUAUAUAGAUUUUGAUAAAAUUAGGAAAGCCCUUCCAAAUUCAGAAGACCUUGCAAAGCUGGCACCUGACUACGACAAGAUUAUUGAGAGCCUCAGCUUACUGAAGGACUUUUUCACCACAGGUCACAAAUUGGUUAGUGAAAUCAUAGGAGCUUCUGACCCACUACUGUUGUUAGGUUCACCUGGAGAAACAGCAUUUAGAGCAACAGAUCCUGGAUCUGAAACUGACAAGCACUACAGAAAGGGUCUGCUUGGUGAGCUCAUUCUCUUACAACAGCAAAUUCAAGAGCAUGAAGAGGAAGCACGCAGAGCUGCUGGCCAGUAUAACACAAGCUAUGCCCAACAGAAGCGCAAGGUUUCAGACAAAGAAAAGAUUGACCAACUUCAAGAAGAACUGCUACGUACUCAGUUAAAGUACCAGAGAAUCUUGGAAAGAUUAGAAAAAGAGAACAAAGAAUUGAGAAAAUUAGUAUUACAAAAGGAUGACAAAGGCAUCCAUCAUAGAAAGCUUAAGAAAUCUCUAAUUGACAUGUAUUCUGAAGUACUUGAUGUUCUGUCUGAUUAUGAUGCCAGUUAUAAUACCCAAGAUCAUCUGCCACGAGUGGUUGUGGUUGGAGAUCAAAGUGCUGGAAAAACUAGUGUAUUGGAAAUGAUUGCCCAAGCACGAAUAUUCCCUCGAGGCUCUGGCGAGAUGAUGACACGCUCUCCAGUGAAGGUAACCCUCAGUGAAGGUCCUCACCACGUGGCCUUGUUUAAAGAUAGUUCUCGGGAGUUUGAUCUAACCAAAGAGGAAGAUCUUGCAGCAUUGAGACAUGAGAUAGAAAUCCGAAUGAGGAAAAACGUGAAAGAAGGCUGUACAGUUAGUCCUGAGACCAUAUCCCUAAAUGUGAAAGGCCCUGGAUUACAGAGGAUGGUGCUUGUUGACUUACCUGGUGUGAUUAAUACUGUGACAUCAGGUAUGGCUCCUGACACAAAGGAAACUAUAUUCAGUAUCAGCAAAGCUUACAUGCAGAAUCCUAAUGCCAUCAUCCUGUGUAUCCAAGAUGGUUCUGUGGAUGCUGAACGCAGUAUUGUAACAGAUUUGGUCAGUCAAAUGGAUCCUCAUGGAAGAAGGACAAUAUUUGUUUUGACCAAAGUAGACCUAGCAGAGAAAAAUGUGGCUAGUCCAAGCAGGAUUCAACAGAUAAUUGAAGGAAAGCUCUUCCCAAUGAAAGCUCUAGGUUAUUUUGCUGUUGUAACAGGAAAAGGAAACAGCUCUGAAAGCAUUGAGGCUAUAAGAGAAUAUGAAGAAGAAUUUUUCCAGAAUUCAAAACUCUUAAAGACAAGCAUGCUGAAGGCACACCAGGUAACGACAAGAAAUUUAAGCCUUGCUGUAUCAGAUUGCUUUUGGAAAAUGGUACGAGAGUCAGUUGAACAACAGGCUGAUAGUUUCAAAGCAACACGCUUCAACCUUGAAACUGAGUGGAAGAACAACUACCCUCGCCUGCGAGAACUCGACCGGAAUGAACUCUUUGAAAAAGCUAAAAAUGAAAUCCUUGAUGAAGUUAUCAGUCUGAGCCAAGUUACGCCAAAGCAUUGGGAAGAAAUUCUCCAACAGUCUUUGUGGGAAAGAGUAUCAACUCAUGUGAUUGAAAACAUCUAUCUUCCAGCAGCACAGACCAUGAAUUCAGGAACAUUUAAUACUACAGUGGAUAUCAAGCUAAAACAGUGGACUGAUAAACAGCUUCCUAAUAAAGCAGUAGAGGUUGCUUGGGAGACCCUGCAAGAAGAAUUUUCCCGCUUCAUGACCGAACCAAAAGGAAAAGAGCAUGAUGACAUAUUUGAUAAACUUAAAGAGGCUGUAAAGGAAGAAAGUAUCAAACGCCACAAGUGGAAUGACUUUGCAGAAGACAGCUUGAGAGUUAUUCAACACAAUGCUUUGGAAGACCGGUCAAUAUCUGAUAAACAGCAGUGGGAUGCAGCUAUUUACUUUAUGGAAGAGGCUCUGCAGGCUCGUCUCAAGGACACUGAAAAUGCAAUUGAAAACAUGAUAGGUCCAGACUGGAAAAAGAGGUGGUUAUAUUGGAAGAAUCGAACUCAAGAACAGUGUGUUCACAAUGAAACCAAGAACGAAUUGGAGAAGAUGUUGAAAUGCAACGAAGAACACCCAGCUUAUCUUGCAAGUGAUGAGAUAACUACAGUCCGGAAGAAUCUUGAAUCCCGAGGAGUAGAAGUAGACCCCAGUUUGAUUAAGGAUACUUGGCACCAGGUUUACAGACGGCAUUUCUUAAAAACAGCUCUAAAUCACUGUAACCUUUGUCGAAGAGGCUUUUACUACUACCAGAGGCAUUUUGUAGAUUCUGAGUUGGAGUGCAAUGACGUGGUCCUGUUUUGGCGAAUACAGCGCAUGCUCGCUAUCACAGCAAAUACAUUAAGGCAGCAGCUUACAAACACUGAAGUCAGGAGACUGGAGAAGAAUGUUAAAGAAGUAUUGGAAGAUUUUGCUGAAGAUAGUGAAAAGAAGGUUAAAUUGCUUACUGGUAAAAGAGUCCAGCUGGCUGAAGACCUCAAGAAAGUUAGAGAAAUUCAAGAAAAACUUGAUGCCUUCAUUGAAGCCCUUCAUCAGGAGAAAUGAACUAAUUUCACUCAUAAUUGCCUCUUGUAUACAUAUGAAGAAGGAAAACUUCCAAGUCCUAUGUCCUGUCUCUUCUUUCUCUGCUAUUCCACCUCUCUAAACGUACAAUAAAGUCAUGGGAUAAAAAUAAUGUGUGCGUGUUAGAGACGCAGUAACCACCAGCUGCCCUUUAAAUGAAAGACCAGUGGACAUGGCAUUAAAUGCCCUAUUGUAUUGUAUUGAAAUGACAAAUUGGGAUAACAUAAGUGUAUGGCCAUUAAGUACAGUACUUGAAAAUAAGAAAUUGCUCGCCUGCUUGUUGUCUCGUUUGUGGUGGCGCUAGUACAAUUCAUUCUUUAGCUAAUGUAACCUGAUGCCAGUUUCUUUCCCAGAAAAACAAUGGCUGCUAGAUAUUUUGAAAUCAAGCUUA
This is a messenger RNA of Elephantulus edwardii (Cape elephant shrew), 3665 nucleotides long. RefSeq names its product optic atrophy 1 (autosomal dominant) (gene OPA1). Gene Ontology annotation, cellular component: cytoplasm; microtubule; mitochondrial membrane. Bases 209 to 3256 code for a protein of 1015 amino acids. Gene Ontology annotation, biological process: mitochondrial fusion. Gene Ontology annotation, molecular function: GTPase activity; GTP binding; microtubule binding. The transcript is spliced from 31 exons. The record is from RefSeq and is a predicted model, not a curated record. Lineage: Eukaryota; Metazoa; Chordata; Mammalia; Macroscelidea; Macroscelididae.